CUGCCCCUCAGACACUAAGCUGAGGAGAGGAGCAAGUCCCUCUGUCACUGGUUGUGCUUCUGGUCACUUCAUCUGGGACCUCAGCCCUGGGGUGGACGCACAGGCCAGCAGUGGCUGACAGGCCAUCAUGGCGACCAGUGGGAAGCCAGAGGAGGAGCAGGUGGUUCCAGGCGAGGAAGAUGAAGCUGACGUAAGGGCAGUGCAGGCGCGCUACCUCCGGAGCCCUUCACCCAGCCAGUGCUCAAUGAUCUCUGACGCGGAAACUGAGAGCAUCUUCAUGGAGCCCAUUCACCUCUCCUCUGCUGUUGCUGCCAAACAGAUCAUCAGUGAAGAACUUAAGCCUCGGGGACUCCCAGCAGACACAGAGUGUCCAGGCAUGCUGGAGUCUGCCGAGCAGCUGCUGGUGGAGGACCUAUACAACCGUGUGAAGGAGAAGAUGGAUGACACCAGUCUGUACAACACUCCUUGCGUGCUGGAUCUGCAGCGGGCUCUGGUCCAGGAUCGCCAGGAGGCCCCCCGGAACGAGGUGGAUGAGGUCUGGCCCAACAUCUUCAUAGCUGAGAAGAGUGUAGCUGUGAACAAGGGGAGGCUGAAGAGGCUCGGUGUCACCCACAUCCUGAAUGCUGCACAUGGUGCUGGUGUCUAUACCGGUCCCGAAUUCUACUCUGGCCUGGAGAUCCAGUACCUGGGAGUGGAAGUAGAUGACUUUCCAGAGGUGGAUAUCUCUCAACAUUUCCGGAAGGCUGCUGAGUUCCUUGAUGAAGCACUGCUGACCUACAGAGGGAAAGUCCUGGUCAGUAGUGAAAUGGGCAUCAGUCGGUCAGCAGUGCUGGUGGCCGCCUACCUGAUGAUCUUCCACAACAUGGCCAUCCUGGAGGCCCUGAUGACCAUGCGCAAGAAGCGUGCCAUCUACCCCAAUGACGGCUUUCUGAAGCAGCUGCGGGAGCUCAAUGAGAAGCUGAUGGAGGAGAGGGAAGAGGACGAUGGCAGGGAGGAGGGAGUGGAUGACACGGAGGAGGGCGAGGAUUCAGGGAGCACGUUUGGGGCCAGAAUGCACGACCUGAUGGUGGAGGAGGAGGAUGACACCGCCAGCCACCUGAGCCACCUGAGCAGCUCCUCCUUGGGGAAGGCCAGCCAGGCCUCCCGGCCACUCACCCUCAUUGACGAAGAGGAGGAGGAGAAACUGUACGCGGAGUGGAGGAGGCAGCAGGGCCUGCCCACAGGCAGGGCCACGCAGAGUGGGGAGACCAGGUGCCCUGCGGCCUCUGGCCAGGAUGGGGAUGAGUGCGAGGACGAGGACGAGGAUGUGAAGAGGAUCAUCCAGGAGUGGCAGAGCCGGAACGAGAGGUACCAAGCCGAAGGGCACCGGCAGUGGGGCAGGGAGGAACAGGAGGAAGAGGAGGAGAGUGACGCGGACUCCUUCGUGAGGCGCAUCCGCAGACGCACCCUCAGUGAGUGCAGCACCUCGGAGAGCGUGAGUAGCCAGGACAUCCGGGUGUUGAAGCAGCAGCUGGAGAGGAGCAACCAGAGACGAGGUGGGAGGCGCCGCUCAGACUCCGCAUCCUCCGAGAGCACCUGGGACGCGUGGAACGAGCGGUUGCUGGAGAUCGAGAAGGAGGCCGCCCGCAGAUACCACUCCCGGAGCAGGAGGGAGGAGAGGGGCGCAAGCCCAGAGGUUGGGAGCCGGCUGCGGGAGGAUGAUGAGGACAGCGUGAGCUCAGAAGCCAGCUCCUUCCAUAAUUUCUGCAGCAGGAACAAGGAGAAGCUCACCGCCCUGGAAAGGUGGAAGAUCAAGAGGAUCCAGUUUGGAUUUCACAAGAAAGACUCCGAGGCGGGGGAGGGCAGCAGCGAGCAAGGUGCUCAGGGAGAAGAGGGGGAGAAGACCCUCUCGGAUGUCAACCUGACAGCCUACCAGGCCUGGAAGCUGAAACAUCAGAAGAAAGUGGGCAGUGAGAACAAGGAAGAGGUGGUGGAGAUGAGUAAGGCGGAAGUCGCAGCCUCGGCCAAGAAGAGGCAGCGCAGGCUGGAGCUCCUGGAGCGGAGCAGACAGACGCUGGAGGAGAGCCAGUCCAUGGCGAGCUGGGAGGCGGGCAGCUCAGUGGCCAGCGGGAGCAUCCCCCUGUCUGCGCUGUGGUCUGCGGCUUCCUCGGUCAGUGCGGAUGGGGACAACACAUCAGUGCUCAGCUCCCAGAGCCACCACUCCCACCUGUCCCAAGCUACAAGCAACAUAGGACCACGCUCAACCUCCACACCCACACCUCCCCUGCCCAACCUACCUGUGGGGCCGGGGGACACCAUUUCCAUUGCCAGCAUCCAGAACUGGAUUGCCAGUGUAGUCACCGAGACCCUUGCCCAGAAGCAGAAUGAAAUGCUGCUGUUGUCUCGCCCACCGUCUGUGGCAAGCUCGAGGGCAGCACCAGCGGCCAGCUGCCUGGGGGACGACCAGGUGUCCAUGCUCAGUGGACAGAGCAGCUCCUCCCUGGGGGGCUGCCUGCUGCCACCCAGCCCAGCCAGAGCCAACUGUGACACACAGUCUGUGCUGUCUUCCAGCUCUGCGCUGAGCUCAAGGGCCCAAGGCACUGGGAACAGUGUGAGAGAGACCAGCAAGCCCCUCUACAGCCUGUUUGCUGACAAUGUGGACCUAAAGGAGCUGAGCCGAAAGGAGAGGGAGAUGCAGGUGGAACUGAGGGACAAGAUGUCAGAGUACAAAAUGGAGAAGCUGGCUUCAGACAAUAAACGCAGUUCCCUUUUCAAGAAGAAGAAGAAAAUCAAAGAAGAUGAGGAUGAUGGUGUGGACCACAAAGAUGAGGACAUAGACAGUGCCAUCGGGAGUUUCCAGUAUUCCUCCCGCAGUAAUUCCCAGAAGCCUGAAAUGGAUACUUCCUCCUCCCUGGCUGUCUCUGAUCACUAUGGAAAUGGCAAAGACAGGGAUAGUAGCAUUAGUAAAUGGCUCCAUGGUCUAGGGACAGAGGAAAGAUCUUCUCCCCAGAGUGACUGGUCUGGAAGCUCCAGGGGGAAGUACACCAGAUCGUCCUUGCUCCGGGAAACUGAGUCUAAAUCUUCAAGUUACAAGUUCUCCAAAUCCCAGUCACAGGAGCAGGAUACCUCCUCCUACUCUGAGGCCGAUGGCAGCUCGGUAAGAAGCACCUCACGGUUCACUUCUUCAUCUACCAGGGAGGGCAGAGAGGUGCACAAGUUCUCCAGGUCCACAUUCAGUGAGACCACAAGCUCUCGAGAGGGGAGCCCAGAACCCUACUUCUUCCACCGGACCCCAGAGCCCUCCCAAGGGGAAGAAUCUCCGGAGACCUCACGUGGCAGUUGGGCCAGGCCCAGCAACUGGGAAGAUGUAGAAGAGUCAUCCAAGUCAGACUUUUCUGAAUUUGGAGCCAAGAGGAAAUUCACCCAGAGCUUCAUGAAGCCUGAAGAGGAGGGGGAGAAAGAGAGGAUGGAAAACAGAGAAGAAGCAAGGUUUGCCUCUGGACGGCGGUCCCAGUAUCGGAGGAGCACCGACAGAGAGGAAGAAGAAGAAAUGGACGAUGAAGCCAUCAUCGCUGCCUGGAGACGCCGGCAGGAAGAAAGUAGGACUAAGCUGCAGAGGAGGAGGGAGGACUGAGGGGGCUGGCCAGCAGGGUGAGACGGCACUGCCUCGCCUGGGCUGAGGACACAUUGCUGUACCCAUCAAGGGUUGACGAUGCAGACCUGAAAGUGGAGGGGGACUGGAGGUACAGUCAAGAAGAGGAGGAAAGGAGAGGAGCUGACAAUGUGAGGUCGAAAUGCUAGACCAGCUAACACUGUUUAUUGCUCCAAAUCCUGUUGGUUUGGGUGCUUCUCUUAUGUAUUUGAUAGUGUCCAUCCUUGGCUAGAGAAGCUAACUUGCCAAGAAAGACUCUAUAGGGUACUGGAGACUUUCGCUUAUACCUGGGAAAGCCACGAAGGCAGAAUGUGGUUCUGUUUGCAGAGGUUGUAUAACCAGACUUCGAAAACUUAGCCUGUAGCAGAUCUGACCUCUCCUGGCCAUGCUUAGCUCUGAUUAUUUCUUUUUAAUGUUUUGCAUCUUUAUUAAACUGGUAUGCUGUCAGUA
Messenger RNA from Octodon degus (degu), 4081 nucleotides. It is a transcript of the gene Styxl2, whose product is annotated as dual specificity phosphatase 27, atypical. Lineage: Eukaryota; Metazoa; Chordata; Mammalia; Rodentia; Octodontidae. Gene Ontology annotation, molecular function: MAP kinase phosphatase activity; protein tyrosine/serine/threonine phosphatase activity. The record is from RefSeq and is a predicted model, not a curated record. The transcript has 6 exons. Gene Ontology annotation, cellular component: cytoplasm. The coding region runs from base 128 to 3613 and encodes 1161 amino acids. Gene Ontology annotation, biological process: protein dephosphorylation; negative regulation of MAPK cascade.